Molecule: messenger RNA, 1286 nt
Organism: Neurospora tetraspora
Lineage: Eukaryota; Fungi; Ascomycota; Sordariomycetes; Sordariales; Sordariaceae
Product: chromosome segregation protein Spc25-domain-containing protein
Exons: 2
Coding region: 141-920 (259 amino acids)
Biological process (GO): chromosome segregation
Cellular component (GO): Ndc80 complex
Source: RefSeq, a predicted model, not a curated record
AGAACUUGAGAAAGUUCCCCCACCUUCAAGAGCAAGCAUCACCAACCACGUCGUCCCGAGUCGCGUCGCAAGGCUUUCGAUCGCAUCGCAUACUGUCGCAAUACUACAUUUAGCAAUAACUUUAACGAUAAGCAUCAAAAAUGUCACGAAAAAGCGUCAUGUCGUCCACGUUCGAGCCGUCGCUCUCGACUAGCCGACAGCCCCUCGGGCCAUCGCUCGCCGAUACCCUACCCAGCAUCAACUUUGGCUUCGACGAGCUGCGCGAUCGCAUGGCCAAGUUCACGGCAAAAUUUGACGACUUCAUCGAGCAAGGGCGCAGGCGCGUGCUGGAGGAGAGGAACCAGUUUAGGAUGAACGUGGCAGAGCUUCAGGAGGACCAGCGUAUGAAGAAAAAGGACAUUGAAAUCCUCCAGCUCAAAACCAACACCUACCAACAGACCAUGGCCAAGGAGGCCGCCGAAACACGCGAAAUGCAACAAGCCAUCGCUUCGCUCACCGAGCAGCGGGAUAAACAAGCCGCGAUGCGCGACGCUUUGAAAGAACAAAUUGCAGCUACACAGAGGGAGAUUGAUGCGCGUCUAGCGGCGCAAAGGGCGCACGCAGCGCAACUAGAGGCGCAGGCAAGAUACAACGUGCCAGAGCUGGAUUUCUGGGUAACAAACCUAUGCAUGCGGAUCGAGGGUGCCGGAGCAGAGGACAGGCUCAAGUUUGUGUAUACGCACAUUGAUGAGAGGAACUGGGAGCGAGAGGCCUGGUUCGAGUUGAGUAUGAGUGGGAGGGACUACGAUGUGAGACAUUGUAGGCCAAAGCUGGAGAGGGAGAAGGUGGAAAAAGUGCUGGACCGGGUAAACGAGACUAGGGAGCUCGUGGUACUACUGAAGGGCAUGAGAGAGUUGUUUGUCGAGGCCAUGAAGUCUUGAUUUCAGUUCAGCUGGUCUGAAGAUAGUUUGGAUAGCUAGAUACCCCGAGUAUUGGACGUCCGGCUGUAGAUGCUGAUGACAUGGACUAAUGACCUUUGGAUGAUCGUCAUGAGUGUCGCCUGCUUAGGAAGGAGGGUAGGUAUCGUACUCUACCUCACGCUUGUGAGCUAUUCAGGUGUUGUUGCCCGGUGAGCCGGAGUCGUCGAUCGGCUGACAACGGUUAGAACCGAUAAGCGUGACUUCCUCGCUCCGUUGAGGAAAGAGCCCCUGUAGAAGCCCGCUGUAGCAGCUCGUUCCUUCCUGGGCUUGGGGCUUACAGCGGAAAUUGAUAGUACAAGAGCCCGCCAAUCUCUUCCUCACAUCUGU